Messenger RNA from Juglans microcarpa x Juglans regia, 864 nucleotides. RefSeq names its product probable inactive heme oxygenase 2, chloroplastic. The transcript is spliced from 4 exons. The record is from RefSeq and is a predicted model, not a curated record. The coding region runs from base 13 to 864 and encodes 283 amino acids. Lineage: Eukaryota; Viridiplantae; Streptophyta; Magnoliopsida; Fagales; Juglandaceae. Gene Ontology annotation, molecular function: heme oxygenase (decyclizing) activity. Gene Ontology annotation, biological process: phytochromobilin biosynthetic process; heme oxidation.
AACAAGUAGAAGAUGGGGACUGGAAGAGCCCUAAUUUUGUGUUGCUCUGAUUCCUCGUCCAUUUCGUCAUCUUCUUCUCCCUCUCCGGCGAUUGCAACGACUAGUGCUCCACUGGUGAAAAGGAGGAGUAAGAGGUACAGGAGGCUGUACCCAGGAGAGAGCAAAGGCAUUACCGAAGAGAUGAGGUUCGUUGCCAUGAGACUCCGACGAGUUAACAAGGGCAGCAGCGAUGACGAUGACCAAGAUUCAUCUAGUGAAGACGGUAAAGAAGGGGAGGGUAAUUUGGCAUCAGUUGAUGAUGAUGGUGGUGUUGGUGGAGCGACAUGGGAGCCGACCUUGGAUGGGUACCUCAAGUAUUUAGUUGAUAGCAAGCUCGUCUUCGACACUAUGGAGCGCAUCGUUGAUGAAUCCAGUGAUGUUGCCUACGCCUAUUUCCGGAAAACUGGAUUGGAACGAUCAGAAGGUCUUGCAAAAGAUCUAGAGUGGAUUAGACAACAGGGGUUUGUGAUUCUUGAACCUAGCAAUCCGAGAGUUUCUCAGGCCAAGUAUUUAAAUGAACUUGCAGUGAAGAGUGCCCCGUUGUUUCUUUGCCAUUUCUACAAUAUAUAUUUUUCACAUAUUGCAGGAGGUCAGGUGAUAGCAAGGCAGGAUCCUGAGGAGCUUUGUGGGAAGAACAUCCAAACCCAAGACUCGGUGGACAUCUUAUGCGGUCUUCGUGUGUUGCCAAUAGGGGGCACAAUCACUGAUGUGCAAAAAACUGGUGACUUUGCGAUAUCUGGAUUUGAAUUGUCCCGGGAAGUUUCCUUUUUAGUAACCAUGGGCAGUGCUGCUAUUAUACAAGUAGCGAAAGGUGCAUUGGUAUAA